This is a messenger RNA of Onychostoma macrolepis, 5793 nucleotides long. RefSeq names its product zinc finger protein 335-like. The transcript has 28 exons. Gene Ontology annotation, cellular component: nucleus. Gene Ontology annotation, molecular function: RNA polymerase II cis-regulatory region sequence-specific DNA binding. Gene Ontology annotation, biological process: regulation of gene expression; positive regulation of neurogenesis; brain development. The coding region runs from base 741 to 5309 and encodes 1522 amino acids. The record is from RefSeq and is a predicted model, not a curated record. NCBI's taxonomy places the organism in Eukaryota, Metazoa, Chordata, Actinopteri, Cypriniformes, Cyprinidae.
UGACAUUUAAAUAUCUGUUGACCUUAAAAUGAUAUAAGAAUUCUGACACAAAGAGCAAUCUAACUGUCCGUUGAUAUUUUAACGCUGCUCUAAAUGAUUUACCGUAAGAGACAAUGCUAAAACAAGUGAAACCGCUGGACUAAUCUUUACAAAUAAAACCUAAAUUAAAAGUCAAAAUAUUAAUCGAAGUUCACGCGGAAUGAUAGCAUAUGCAGUGGGGUAAACGUCUCAUCUAACGUUAUAUUCACAGAACAGAUUUAACAGAAUAUAAACUGACUCGUGUAUAACCCCUCACAUUCAAAAUGUGCAAUAAAAGAUGUUUGUGUUGGAGUAAUCAAAAAUUAUAAACGAGAAUCUUAAAAUAAACAACCGAUGUCAUAUUAAUCCGCGAGACACUCGGUGGUUUCAUCCUCUGAGAGCAAUUAGUCCUUCGGUUUACAACGUUAUUUGAUAAAACACUUAAAAGAUGAAGUGAGAUGUUCGAUAUUAAUGUUCUCUAAAUAAAACAUCACUUUUAAAAUAAAUCGUGAUAUAUUAUAAAUCAGAUUAAGGGUCUCUCCCUCUCGUCUUUUCCCCGUGACGGAUAAAUGAGUUCCGGCCAGCUUUGAGGACAGGAAGCGAGGAGACGCUGAUGGCGCCCGACUAGAAACCAUUACCAACCAUUCGCUUUCAAAGAUCUAUUUUAUUUCGCCUCAUUCGCGAGCGUGAAGAGCAAAAUACUCGUCCAUUCAAGAGCAGAGAUGGACUCUGAGGAGAUGGAGGUGGAGAGCAGCAGUGAUGUGGGGCAUUCUGGGAUGGAGGAGCCGUCAGAGAGCGGCAUGGGCAUGGAGUCUUCAGAAGCCAUGUCUGCUGAUAGCAGCGAUGCGGCGGCUCCUCCUGCCCCGGCCCCAGAAUCAGACUGUCACGUAGGACAGAGCUCCGAGGGAGUUGUGGUUUUUAUCCCAGAGACAAGCUCCAGUACAGAUGUGCGAAGAAUUCAUCUCCCAGACUCCUCUUCUGUGGCACAGUCAACCAGUGUGUCCAGCGUCUCCACAGUGACGCAGUCAGUCAUGGUGUCAGAGUCUGUCCAGGUCCUGGUCCACUCCAGCGCUGUUUCUGAAGGAGGAAUGAUGGUUUCUGAUUCCACUGCUUCCACGUCCUCAGAUCUCGGCUCAGCUAUUGACAAGAUCAUUGAAUCCACCAUUGGACCUGACAUUAUGAAUGGAUGCAUUGCAGUUACGAGCGCAGAGGAUGGCAGUGCAGAGACCACACAGUAUCUGAUACUUCAAGGUCCUGAUGAUGGAGCUCCUAUGGUGGCUCAGAUGUCUUCAUCUGCUCUGUCAAGCCGCAUUGCCAUUGAAGCCCUUGCCGAUGGACCUACCUCCACUUGCCUGGACCAGGCAGACCUGUCAGAAAACCCACAGGGUAGCGUGGAACCAGACCAGCCUGGACACUCCGGAUACCGUGAGCACGACGACGGCAGUAGCAGCUGCAGCCGCCCAGACCAGCCACAGCACUCCCAGUACAUAGAGUACAGUGGAGGAGACGACCCGGACCAAACCAGGGAGGCUCGGUACAUCGAGUGCUCGGGAGCCGAACCUGACCAGACCCCACGUCAUUCAGGGGUCACCAACUACAAUGUCGCAGACUCAGAAGAACCUCUAGGGCGUUACGCAGCAGAGUGCAGCGGUACUAACAGUAGCCCUCAGAGACGCUUGUUUCGCUCCUCCCGGUACAUCGUAGAGUGCAGUGAUGGCUACUUGGAUUACGGUGCAGAGGGUGCGGAGCGGCCGCAGCAUUCACGUUAUAUAGACAGCAGCAUGGAUGACAGGGAGCACGUCUCGGCAUCAGAGCAGGAAGGAAGUGUGGUAGAAGAUCCCCAGCACUCCUACUUACCACAGGGCUCGCUAUAUGCUGACGAGGGUGCUGUUCAGCACUCACUGGCUGACACAGUGGGAUCCCAGCUCACUGAUCAAAUGGACUGCAGUGAUAACUUGCCUGGCCCAUACAUAAGUAGCAGUGGGACCUAUUCCACCCACCCAGAGCCCGAAGUGGUGGAGUCUGGGGUGGUGGAUGAGCCUGGGCACAGAACCCCAGAUAUGGCUGAGCUAGAGGAAAUGAUGGAGGUGGUGAUCGUACAGCAGUUUAAGUGUAAGAUGUGCCCAUAUAAAAGUGUCUCCAAGGAUACGCUCAUCAACCACAUGAGAGACAAACACUUUAAACCACCAGGUGGUCCGGGCCAAAAGAAACGUGGACGGGGACGUCCUCGAAAAUCCGACAGCAGGGCGCGAGAGGUUGCUGAGGUCAAGAAGGAGGAGCCACCAGAAGAGGAAGAAGAUGACAUCAUUGAUGCAGGUGCUCUUGAUGAUCAAGGCGACAGUGAUUAUAAGCCAGCUGAUGAAGAGGCCAGGUCCAGAUUGGCUUCCAGUCACAGCACUCCUCCUCCUUCCUGCUCUUCAUCAUCUUCCUCUACCUCACGGAGACGGCCCCGCAGGGCGGUGGGGCCACCCCGCAAAUUCCUUCCUGACACAGAGUCACCAGCAGCAACUCAAACAAGCAAUGCAGGGGAGCCUCAAGCUCCUGAAGAAGCAAGUUCCUCUGGACUGGAGAAUGGAUCUUCCUCACUAUCCAAUGGGUCAGCAGUGGAACCAGGCGUCAGCCAGUCAGAUUCAGAAAACAAAGAUCCCUCAUCAAACACAGGCCCUGACGACCUGGAGUUUUUGCCCAAAAAAAGAGGCAGACCUUCUAAACGAUUCCUUCAAAAGAAGUACAAAAAGUACAUGAAUCGCAACAAGUACUACAGAUCCCUUAAACCUCUGCUAAGACCUCAUAAUUGCUGGAUCUGUGGCUCUCGCUUUCUGUCACAAGAGGAUCUCCGAUUCCAUGUGGAUUCUCACGAGGGAAAUGACCCUGAACGCUUUAAGUGCCUGCAGUGCAGCUACCGCUGUAAACGGUGGUCCUCACUAAAGGAGCACAUGUUCAAUCAUGAAGGUACAAAGCCAUACAAAUGUGAGAUGUGUGAUUACUCCAGUGUUUAUAAGAAAGACGUGAUCCGGCACUCAGCUGUCCACAACAAAAGCAAGAGUCGAAAGACAGAUAUGGUUCCCAAAGUGUCUGAGUUUCCAUGCCCCAUCUGCUGUCGCGUAUAUCCCAUGCAGAAACGCCUGACGCAGCACAUGAAGACACACAGCACAGAGAAACCUCACAUGUGUGACAAGUGUGGGAAAUCCUUCAAGAAGCGCUACACUUUCAAAAUGCAUCUUCUCACGCACAUACAGAACUGUGGCAACAGCACGUUUAAAUGUGAGUUCUGUGAGUACACCUGCAAUGACAAGAAGCACCUGCUUAAUCACCAGCUGUCUCACACCAAUGACAAACCAUUCAAAUGCGAAGAGUGCAAAUACUCUACGAGUAAAGAGGAUUUCCUGGUGUCCCACAUUGCCAUUAAACACACUGGUGAAAAGCCGUUUUCAUGUGAAAUGUGCCACUUCACAACCAGACACAGGAAGAACCUGCGGCUGCAUGUGCAGUGUAGGCACCCCGAGGCCUUUGACGAGUGGAGCCGAUCCCACCCAGAGGAGCCAAUUCGCCGGCGCCAGACGUCUGUUUUCACCGUGCAGCAGAUUGAGGAACUGAGAUUACAGCAUGAAACCCAGGAAUUUCAAGGGACCAUUGUAACAGUGGACCCCAUUACUCUCCAAACCAUGGAGUCCAUAGGGAAAACAUCUGUAUCUCAAGAUGCACUGGGAAACACUACCAUCAUUUAUGAGCAAGCCCAGUCUACAGACCUCUCAGCCCAAAAUGCUUUAGAUCUGCUGCUGAACAUGAGUAACGCCAGAGAACUGCAGGUGGCAGUGUUGAAACCAGAUGGUAAGACCCUGGAGACGGGGUCAUGGACCGGAGCUGACUCUGGGAGUGAGGGCUCAUCCUUGCAGCCUCAAAAGAUCGUCACAUUCCAUGUGUCAGAGAACGGAGACACUCUGGUGCAGGAGGCAUUUGAUACGGCUACAGAGACCGUGGAGCAAGAGGAGACAACGGAUGUGUCGCAAGAGGUGACACAGAUUGGCAUCGGUACAUACGAGGGAGCAGAUUUCAGUGUGGUGGAGCAGGCCCCUGAAGAGACAGCACACAGCAGUUUAGAGGAACCCUCAGCAGAGCCUCAGGUUAUGGAAGUGAGCACCGAGCCCUUGUCCAUCUCUACACCUCUCAAAGAGAAUAAAGAGAAGUUUUAUUUGAGCUCAGGCUUGACAGAUGGAGUCCUGCAGCAGAUAGAGCUAAGCAGUGAAGCUCCAGGUUCCCCUCCUCUGUGUCCAUCACCCCCUUCUCAACAGCUCAACACCAAACGCUUCUCCUGCCGCAUAUGCAUGGAGGCUUUCCACGGCCGCUCGGACAUGGAGAACCACAAGAGGGCGCACAUAGACCCCAAAACAUUCAAAUGCCCCGACUGUGACUUUACAGCACCUUCUUGGCCAGAAGUCAAGUCUCACAUGGCCAUGCAUGCAUAUUUGAGGCCUCAUAAAUGCAACAGCUGCAGUUUUGCCUCUAAAAACAAGAAGGACUUGAGACGCCACAUGAUGACACACACCAACGAAAAGCCUUACGCCUGUCAAGUCUGUGGCCAAAGGUUUAACCGUAACGGCCAUCUAAAGUUCCACAUGGAGAGGCUUCACACUCAGGAACCCUCGCCCCGUAAAACCCGCUCUGUCCCCUCUCAGCAGACAAUCAUUGUUAACAGUGAUGAAGAAGCUUUAGCCACACUGCAGAAUCUGCAGGCGGGUCAGGCAGUCAUCAGUCCAGAGAGGUUGCAGCAGGCUUUGGGUCAGGAACACAUCAUUGUGGCUCAGGAUCAAUCGCUUUCUGAACAGGAGGAGGCAACCUAUAUUCAGCAGAUCACAACAGUAGAUGGACAGACGGUACAGCACUUAAUGACUGGAGACAAUCAGGUCACUGAGGUCCAGUAUAUUAUCUCUCAGGACGGAGUUCAGCACCUGCUUCCGCGGGAAUAUGUGGUGGUAUCUGAUGGAAACCACAUUCAGAUGGAGGAUGGACGGAUCGCUCACAUUCAGUAUGAGCAUGACGGGACAUUUCUGCAGGAGCAACAGAUUGCUCUGUCUCAGGAUGGACAGAUCCAGUACGUCCCCAUCACCACCGAGCAGCAGGUUGUCGGCCCUGAGGACCUGGAGGCAGCCGCCCAUUCUGCUGUCACUGCUGUUGCAGAUGCAGCCAUGGCUCAGACUCAGACGGUUUACACCGAGGCCACACCUGAACAACUGGAACAGCUGCAGCAGCAGGGCAUCCAGUAUGACGUCAUCACUUUUACUGAGGAGUAGAAACAAGACACACACACAGAUCACUCUGACGAUCACAAGUAACAGUUGUCUUCUUCCAGAGUUAUUCAGUUAGAGGGUGAAUGUACAGUUAGAUCCUCUCUGAAAAUUAUACGACUCAUGCCUUUGUAAAUAUUCAAAGCAAUUUAUCUUUGUGUGCCUACUGUGUUUUGCCUUGUAAAGAAAAAGAAACACAAAAGCCAAGAGCUGUCUGUAUAGAAAAUCCCUGUAUUUAAUUUUACGUGUCGCUGUGAUGUGCUACGAUGGAUGCUACUUCAGUGGAGGAUUGAUGUCACAUUGUUAUGAAACAGUUCCUAGCUGUAGCUGAAGUGCUUAUUAAGGAGGAUUGAUUAUUUGUUUUCAUUUUACGUGAAAAGUACCGUUUCAUCAUUGGCUUCUUAAGUUUUAGAGAUUUGUUUUUCUUUCAGAUGGCUACAGAAAGGAACUUAAAAUGCAUACCAAAUAAAUCACAACCUCUUUAUCUGAA